Molecule: messenger RNA, 1702 nt
Organism: Lolium rigidum
Lineage: Eukaryota; Viridiplantae; Streptophyta; Magnoliopsida; Poales; Poaceae
Product: RNA-binding protein L-like
Exons: 7
Coding region: 152-1240 (362 amino acids)
Cellular component (GO): cytosol
Molecular function (GO): mRNA binding
Source: RefSeq, a predicted model, not a curated record
AUGGGAAUGCGUGCACCCCUCCUUUAAACCCCAACUUUACCUCUGCAGCUCUGCUUGCAGCACCUUUUUCCUUCCUUCCUCCCCCUCCUCUCGCCGUCGACUGGAAUCCAUUCGAUUGCUAGGGUUUCAUCCCGCCGUCCCUUCCGCGGCCAUGGCUCCAUCGCCUUCGUCCAACUGGGCCAUGGCUCCGCCCUACCACUACCACGGCCCGCCGCCGCAGAAGGAGCAGGCGGCGCCGGCCGCGGAGGACGAAACCGGGGCCGGGUCCGUCGGAUUCGGGCCGAGGUCACUCUGGAUCGGCGGGCUUCUCGACUGGAUGGACGAGAACUACCUCUACAGCUGCUUCACCCGCUCGCCCGAGCUCGUGUCGGUAGUGAUAAAGCGCAACAAGGAGACCAGGCAAUCUGAGGGCUUUGGUUUUCUCAACUUUGCCGACCAUGUUACCGCUGAUCAAAUCCUCCAGAGCUACAAUGGCCAGAGGAUGCCUAAUGCUGACAGAGAUUUCAGGCUCAACUGGGUCAUGCACACUGCUCCAGAGAAGCCUGCUAGUGCUAAGCCUGCUGAAGAUGAUCAUGCCAUAUAUGUUGGGGGAUUGGCCUAUGAUGUUACGGACUUCAUGCUGCACAAUGUGUUCAAGAAUCGCUAUCCAUCGGUUACCAAGGCAACUGUUAUUCGGGAUGGUUUUGUUGGACCCUCAAAAGGCUAUGGCUUUGUUUUAUUUGGAGAUGUUAAUGAACGCAGACAAGCGAUGACAGAAAUGGAUGGAGCGUACUGUUCUACCAGGCCUAUGCGUAUCAGAGCUGCUACCGGUUCUCGUACGCAAGGGACAGAUUCUGAUGGCAAUUGGGACAAUAAAAGGCUAUUUGUUCGUGGUCUUGAUUUAAGCGUGACUGCUGAGGAUCUAAAGAAAGCCUUUAGUCCUUAUGGAGAGAUUACUAAUACCAUGCUAAUAGAGGGGAAAUGCUGUGGCUUCAUCACAUAUAUGAGCAGGGCGUCAGCUGAGGAGGCUCUUAGAAUUCUAGAUGGAAGCCAGCUGGGAGAUAACAUCAUGAGGAUUUUCUGGGCUCGCCCUCCUUCUAACAGGAAGGAUGAAGUGAAUGAUGAGUACCAUGGACAUCCCCAAGGUUUGGGUCCUGAUAAUGGUUACUGUCCUGGGGAUCCUAACAUGCAUGGUUACAAAGGCCAUGGAGGGAAUGCAUAUAACCAACAUAAGCAACCACAACAGACCCCAGUACAGUGAGGAUGGCAGCGCAGGGAACUUCACAGUCACAAAGUGCGGUGGAAUUCUUGCAAGAUAAACCCAAGAGAACUUUUGCUGGAAAUACCUUUUUUUUGGUGCUGUGUUUCUCCUUUGGUUCUGCAUGGUCACGCAAGUUCCUUGAGAUGCCUGGAACAACAGUUUCGGUCUCCGGAUUUUCUCUUUCGGAAAUAGCUGUAUCUGCUGCUGCUGUUCUUUUCCUUUGGUUGCGCAUCAAGAGAUGUGCACCGUCAUGCAAAUGCAAGUUCCGUAGACGCCUGAAACGGCAGGUUUUGGUUUAAAACUGAGAUAACUCAUCCUGUAGUUUUGGUGGAGAAACAGAGAUAACUCAUUUUAGCUAUUAGUAUGGGCAUUCACCGAGACUUUCUGAACUCUAAACCAAAGGUGGUACAGAUGCAAUGCUACUCUUUAACCUUCAUAAGAUCCCAUUGCGGUAACCCUUAA